Molecule: messenger RNA, 1221 nt
Organism: Rhinichthys klamathensis goyatoka
Lineage: Eukaryota; Metazoa; Chordata; Actinopteri; Cypriniformes; Leuciscidae
Exons: 6
Coding region: 59-1156 (365 amino acids)
Biological process (GO): response to bacterium
Source: RefSeq, a predicted model, not a curated record
CAUAUAACAGUUAACUGUGAGAGCUACUUUAAUUUUCUUAGCCUGAGCAGAGAAUGAUAUGGAUGAAGAUAAAAUGAACAAACAACUUUGUGUGAUGAUUUUCCUCUUGUAUGAAGUCUUUGAGACAAUAUAUGGAAACAUCAUUCAACCGGAUUCAGUUUUAUCAGUUCAUGAAGGAGAUACAGUGGUAUUGUCCUGCUCCAUUUCAUCAAAACAAAUAAGUCUGGCUUCAUGGUACAAGCAAGUCACUGGAGAAGAACCCCGUCUCAUCGCUUCCUUACUUCUCCAUUCAUCAAAAAGCCAAUUUCACAAUGAAUUUGACAAUAGUCAUUUUGAAGUGUCAAGAGUUAUUGACACUUUUAAUCUGAAGAUCAUGAACACCGUACAAUCAGAUUCAGCCACAUACUACUGUACAACAUCUUUCACUAAUAUCCUUAACUUUGGAAAUGGCACUUUUCUGGUUAUUAAAGGAGCAGAAACCAGCAAACCCACUCAUGUACAGCUGCCCAAGUUUGAACUAGUUGAGUCGGCGGUAAAUGUGCCUCUACAGUGUUCAAUCCAAAACCAGUUCGUGAGUGGUGGAGGUGAACAUCGUCUCUACUGGUUCAGACAUGGAUCAGGAGAAUCUCCUCCAGGAUCCAUUUAUAUUCAUGGAAACACAAGUGAUCAGUGUUUGGAGAGCUCUGAAGCUGGCUGUCUUUCACCGACCUGCGUGUACAACCUCCCAAAGAAAAAGUUCGGUUCAUCAGAUGCUGGAAUUCACUACUGUGCACUGGCCACAUGUGGAGAGGCUUUAUUUGGAAAUGAUCCUAAACUGAAUCCUGCUUUAGACUCAAAUGAGAGCCAGACAAUACAAUUCCUUCAAAUCGGUCUUGCAGCAAUACUGGCAAUAAGUCUUACCAUCAAUAUACUGCUUUGUUGCUUGUGGAAAAAUGAUGAAUUCUCAAACUGUUAUAUAUCUCUAUUUAAAACAGGGAGAAAAUCUCAACAAAUACAGACUACUGAUGGGGAUGAUAAUGAUGAUGUGUCAAUAAAUCAGAACAGGGAAUUGACUUACGCUACUGUACUAUACGGCAGCAGACACUCAAGAGUCAAGAGGAUGAGCGUCCCCGAAGACACACUGUAUUCUGGUUUAGCAUGUCAACAUCAAAGCUGAAAAAUACUUUAUAUUACCAUAUUUGCCAGCAUUUAGUUCUAUUGCUCUGUGUGCACAGAUAUUUA